Molecule: messenger RNA, 2136 nt
Organism: Bipolaris victoriae FI3
Lineage: Eukaryota; Fungi; Ascomycota; Dothideomycetes; Pleosporales; Pleosporaceae
Exons: 4
Coding region: 1-2136 (711 amino acids)
Biological process (GO): RNA processing
Molecular function (GO): ribonuclease III activity
Source: RefSeq, a predicted model, not a curated record
AUGGCAUCUUCAGGAAUUCCAGAACAAACGGCAGGUCAAGUCUGCCCCAGAUUGCAGCAUGAACCGCCACAACACUUCGGACCAAAAACCCGGAUACCGGAUCUCUUCGAGAGAAAAGAUGCAAUACAUUUGAAACUUGCAGCUCAGCAAUUAGAAUGGUGCGAACGCCCACCACGACAUCACCACGAUAUGUUAGAGGCAGUGUCAAGGGUCGGGCGCAUUGAAGAGCGCAUUCAGUACACCUUCAGAAACAAAAUGUUAUGCGUAGAAGCAUUGAAGAUCACGGCAUUGAACUACCCUCUAUUUUUCAAAGGGAUGGUUCAUAAAGUCAAACCGAACAAUCGCCUAGCAUUGCUGGGAGAUCGAGUACUCAGCAUGGUUUUGUGUGAUAUCUGGUAUAGUACAGGAUACUCACCAGACAUGAAGGCCCGACAAGCAACAGAAACAACAUCUAAGCUGCACUCUAAAGCCCAUAAAUUUAGUAUAGACAGAGAAGUCCUAAUUGGCGAAGGGGUGUCUGCCGCAUCAGUGAGGCAAAGCGCUGAGAGCCUUGAAGCUAUACUCGGCGCUGUCUACGUGGAUUCUGAUCGCAACCUCGAAACGGUCAAGCAGGUUAUCAAAAGUAUCGAACUCGAUAGACACCAAUUCUUGCAGGCACUGCCCGAAGCACAUCCUGAACUACAGGACUGGAAAUGGCAGCAUAUCGUGUAUCGGGAGGAAGAGCAACUGUUCGAGGAAAGGAUUAAGUCUUUGGAACAUAAGGCAGAAGAACUUCAGAACCAUUGGAGGGAUGCCGAAUCCUUCACCACAAGUGUGUCAGGGGCGAAGCCCAACAUCAGCCCCGAAGCGCAGUCUGCUAUCCGCACAGAGGCUGCAAAGCUGGAAAUCGAUGCAAGGCAGUUAUUGAAAGAAGUUGAACAAGCUCCUAUUUCUGCUGUUUGCACCCAAGUCAAAGAAAUUACCAGGAAGAGGACAAAAAUUAUGAUCCAUACGGCACUAGCGUUGCAAAGUGAGAUGGAUCACUCUGAUGGAAUUAUUGAAGAGCAGUCAACUGAGGAGCUUGCUACUGGCCCGACGACCACUGACGAUUUGGAUCCAAUCUAUACACUAGCUAACAAGGCACUUCUGAAGAACGAGAAUCCGCCACCCGACGAGUCUGCACCAGAAGGUGCUCCAGAAAAAACGGAAGAACAGCCAGAUUCACUGACUCGCCUCUUUUUGAGUAAAAACAGCAGAGGUGCUAUGCCGAAAUUGGCUAUCUCAGCUUCACAAAGGUCUUCGUCAAUACCAGCUGAUUCGGUAUUGCCGAGGGAUCGCAAUCCUGUUAUCAUAGCUCUCAUAGACGAGUUCAACGAAGUUGUCAAGCAACACCACACGUCAAGAACGAGAAAUAUAGGACUAUGGUCCAACAAAGAAUUCGGUCUCAAGUUGGUCGCAUGGAGCAACGCAUUGACAAAAACAAGGACUCUUGAGCGCCGAGGCGAAACAGUUGAUACACUGGCCAUGUACGAAGACAUGUUGCAAAAAGCUCUGGAAAGCAGUUUACCUGCCGAACGGAAAGCAUUGGCUGAUCGAAAGAAAAUGGCUCUAUCAAAAAAAGCCAAUCCAGCGGUAUCUCUGGAGGUUGAGAAACCUACGACCUCAACACCUGCAAAAGAAGAAACCAAUCUUACAAAAGAGCAAGACCAAGGAUAUGACCACGGACAUGACCAAGGACAAAAAAAAGAAAAGAAAAGAUUGGCACCUGCUCACAAUAGACAUCAGAAGGAAACUAAAGAAUUUUUGGAGACCAUUAAGCAUUCAGAGCACACUGCGGAGAGCGUUGAAGAUUUAGAGCGAAACAUCAGCGAAUUCCACACUGCCGCAUGGGAAAUCACCAACAAAACUGCAGAACGGGUUCCACAGCGUUUGUCAAGGAGGCCCUUACAUAGACCUCAAACGAGUAUCAAAAUCGGUAGCCUAACUUGGAAGACUACGUCACCACGCCAAGGCAAGACAACAUCAGAAGCCCCUCCUCGGACUUGGAGCAUGCGGAAACCAAGAAAAACUCUGAUUCGGUAUCAGGACCCUCUCACACAGUAUGGAACAUCGACUUUUUCGUCUCGCCCGAGGUCUAGAGAUCGUGCGGAUCCGUGA